AGCCUUCCACAAAAUUUAAUUAACCUGAAAUAUUCUCCGACUGUACCAUCUAUUCUGUCUGUUGUUCGUGCCACUCCUUCGCGUCUCCGAUCACCGCGGUGGUGCAGCUUCGCAAUCACAGCCAAUCGGCGUUUCCAUCAUCACACUUCACACUUCACAGUUCAAAGUGCAGACGAGAUGGCUGGAGGUGUUAUUCAGCAGUUAUUGAGGAGGAAACUCCAAUCUCAUUCUCCUAAUGCUUUAUCUAUGUCUUCCAUUCUCACAAAGAAAGAUGGGGAUGGUUCGACUGGCAGCAGCUCGUUAAGAGCACUUGCGUUAAUUGGGGCUAGUGUCACUGGGUUUUUGGGUUUUGCGACAACAGCAUCAGCUGAUGAAGCUGAGCAUGGCCUCGCAUGCCCAAGCUAUCCAUGGCCUCACCAGGGCAUCCUCAGUUCAUAUGAUCAUGCUUCGAUUCGUCGUGGUCAUCAAGUCUAUACACAAGUCUGUGCGUCCUGCCAUUCUAUGUCUUUGAUAUCAUACCGCGAUUUGGUUGGCGUUGCUUAUACAGAAGAAGAAGUAAAGGCUAUGGCAGCUGAGAUUGAAGUGGUUGACGGCCCUAAUGAUGAGGGCGAGAUGUUCACACGCCCUGGUAAACUCAGUGAUCGCUUUCCUCAGCCAUAUGCAAAUGAAGCAGCUGCUAGGUUUGCUAAUGGAGGAGCCUAUCCUCCUGAUCUAAGUCUUAUUACCAAAGCUCGUCACAAUGGCCAGAAUUAUGUGUUUGCCCUUCUAACUGGUUAUCACGAUCCCCCUGCUGGUGUUUCGAUUAGAGAGGGUCUCCACUAUAAUCCUUAUUUCCCCGGCGGAGCCAUUGCCAUGCCUAAAAUGCUUAAUGAUGGUGCUGUUGAAUAUGAAGAUGGAACUCCCGCCACCGAAUCUCAGGUACUUAUGUUUGUUGGGUAUUGGUUUCAGUAAAAUCUCCAGGGAAUG
Molecule: messenger RNA, 966 nt
Organism: Arachis ipaensis
Lineage: Eukaryota; Viridiplantae; Streptophyta; Magnoliopsida; Fabales; Fabaceae
Source: RefSeq, a predicted model, not a curated record